This is a messenger RNA of Punica granatum (pomegranate), 647 nucleotides long. Lineage: Eukaryota; Viridiplantae; Streptophyta; Magnoliopsida; Myrtales; Lythraceae. The record is from RefSeq and is a predicted model, not a curated record.
GCACAGGUUGAAGCUGUGGUGAGUGGGAACCAGAGAGAAGGGAGACGAUGAAGAAAGGGAUACACCCGCAGAUGCAAUGGAUAUCGUACGUGACACAGAGCGGGAGGUUGAUGCACGUCAUGAUGACAAGGAUCCACCAGGUCGGCAAAGUCUACCACUUCCGGGCUAAGCGUCAGAUGGCUCAGAGCCUCGGUCAGGUUGCUAAGUUCAAGCGCCGGUAUGAGCAGGAGAAGCCAGAUGAGAAUUCAGAGACCAACGAAAAGAGAUCCGCCAUUGUUUAGAAUGAAUCCCGAUUAAUCUUUUCGCGUAUCAAAUAAGCAUUAGAUCACUUUUUCUUGAAAUUUGAUAGUUUGCAACUUUCUGAACAUAUUUUUAGUGAUUGAGAACUUUCUCUGCAUAUUGUUCCAUGGUUUGAUCGUCAAGUGAUUCUGUAUGUUAUAGCUUUCUCAUGCAUCAGUAAUUGGGUUUUCUGUUUUACACAAGACAUUCGAUGGUUCAUCGGCUCAUGAUAGAGUUCGAAUCAAAUUUCUGGUUCGAAGGGCUCGUAAGAUAUUCAUGGUGGUUUAUUAGGCCAUUGUCGACCGUUGUAAUAAUUAUUAUUUGUUAGGGAUUAGUUAAUUUCGAGAUUGAAGUAACAGAUUCAUGAA